Vespa velutina is the source of this 1699-nucleotide messenger RNA. RefSeq names its product palmitoyltransferase ZDHHC23-B (gene GABPI). Gene Ontology annotation, biological process: protein targeting to membrane; peptidyl-L-cysteine S-palmitoylation. The record is from RefSeq and is a predicted model, not a curated record. Gene Ontology annotation, molecular function: protein-cysteine S-palmitoyltransferase activity. Gene Ontology annotation, cellular component: Golgi apparatus; endoplasmic reticulum. The transcript is spliced from 4 exons. NCBI's taxonomy places the organism in Eukaryota, Metazoa, Arthropoda, Insecta, Hymenoptera, Vespidae. The coding region runs from base 701 to 1603 and encodes 300 amino acids.
UUUACAAUUGAUUAUUUAAAAUUGAUACGUAGAGAGAUUUCCAGAGAUUUCAACGAAUGAUUAAUACUAAUACUACUUAUAACCUCCUGCUGAGAUUGUCUCCAUCAUUGUGCAAAAUGGUUGACGCGAAGUAGAUAAACAAAAAAAAUUGUAAAGAGUGAUAACGCAAAGUAACACGUGCAAAUGAUCGAAAACGUUAAUACAUACGCACAUAGCAUGCACGUAUGCAUGCACAUAUACAUACACACCGGAUGGAGGAGCAUCAAUUAAUCUUCGAUGUGUACAGUGGACUCGUUAUUAUGGUGAAGAAAUAUCUUAAUGGUGUAUUACCCUACUGUUGUUCUUUAAUUAACCUCGCGAAAUGAUAACAAGAGACGCAGAAUCAGUGAAAAACGAAUCAUUCUUUUAUAGAUAAUAACAAGGAAAAAGGCAAACUCGUGAAAAUGAUAAUAAUACUAGGAAAGAUUUAUGAGUGUAUCGAGUGUAGGGAGACCAAAUAUAUAUUGGGAAAGAAGAGAUUUACAUUUAGUAAUUUUCCUAGGCAGUGAAGAUAGAGACAAAAUAGAGACUUUCAAUCCAGACAUCAAAACAGGAAUAGUUUUUGUCAUACAACGGAUAUAAGAAGCACAUAACCUUUAAUUGAAAGAAAGCGUACGCAUGCGAGGGAGUUCCUUGGAAUUUUGUAUCAAUCACACAAACUAUGACGGCGGUUUGGGAGCGAAUGCGAAAUCCAUGUGGAUGGAAAGGAGGUGCUAAACAAAUAUCCGUUGAUGCUAUGAUACCGCUUUUUGCGGUACCUCUUUUGGCAAUAAUCGCCGCCCAAUCAAUUCUUUGUACCAUCAUAAUAUUUCUUGCUACACCAAUUCUGGUUUAUUAUUUGCAUCAUAAUUUCUUAAGGUUUCUCUUAAGAACAAAAUUUUUUCUCAUGUGGACGAUCACGAGCGUGUUGAUGCUAAUGAUAGUUUUUGAAGUCAGUGUUGUGCCAUUACUUGAGAUUUUACCAGGGGAGAAUUUAUUUUUCAUAAUAUGCGUUGCCGGAGGCAUAUGUUGCGGCUCUAAGACAAGACUGAAUGCGGAUCGUAUUGCUCAGGAAAGUGCUACAGAGCAAGGUUUAGAGCUUGGAGAAGGAAGCGGAGAGUUAUGUGUAACUUGUAGAAGAAGAGCACCACCUAAAGCUUAUCACUGCCGAAUGUGUCAAACAUGUAUACUUAAUAGAGAGUAUCAUUGUAAAUGGUUGGACUGUUGCAUUGGUUCUAGUAACUUACGAUGGUAUUUAGGAUGCUUACUAUUUUCAGCAAUAGCUUUUAUUUAUGGCUCUAAUCUGACUAUGACAAGCGUUUGCCAUCCUUUUAUUUUAAUUGGUACAGUGCUCUUACCGGAUGACUGCAGUGAUGUUUAUCAUCAAUUAGACAUUGCUCUCUGCUUCAUCUCAGCAGUCUACAGUUUACUUGUUGGCCUAGUAGUAUUUUGUUAUUUAAUUCAUCAUCUAUGGCUAAUUUAUCUUGGAACAACAUCGAACGAACGUCGUUUACGAACACCUAGAAAUCAAUAUGAUCAUGGAAUUUUAAAAAAUGUAUCACGGUUAUUUUGUUGCAAAACUUAGAUACGAAUAAUAGGUAGUCUAGGAUAUUGUAUUUACUUUGUACAGAAUAUAUUUUAUUUGUUGUCAAGAGAAUAAAAUGAUCAUAUAAAACUAUGA